AUGGCGUUGACCGUGUUUACUCAGAACUUGGGGGCAUCAAUCACCAUCAGCAUAGCAAACACCAUCUUUGACACCAGCCUGAGAAGCGAGCUCAUCCGGCGUGCUCCCAACGUCGAUGCCACUGCGGUCAUUGCAGCCGGCGCCACUGAGUUCCGCGGCUUUGUGUCGCCUCAAGACAUGCACAAUGUCCUCGCGGCAUACGCUACCAGUGUCGACAGAGUGUUCUACUUUGCCGCUGCUCUGUGUGUUGCUUCAUUUGCUUCCGCUUGGGGCAUGGGGAUGAACGAUGUGCGGAAGAAGAAGCAGACUAAAGAGGGAGAUGUGUAA
Molecule: messenger RNA, 327 nt
Organism: Phaeoacremonium minimum UCRPA7
Lineage: Eukaryota; Fungi; Ascomycota; Sordariomycetes; Togniniales; Togniniaceae
Product: putative mfs multidrug protein
Exons: 1
Coding region: 1-327 (108 amino acids)
Biological process (GO): transmembrane transport
Molecular function (GO): transmembrane transporter activity
Source: RefSeq, a predicted model, not a curated record